AUGCAUAAAAGAAGCGCAGCAAGACGCACAGGCACUUAUCGUGUUACAGGCAACAUAGCUGACUUUCAACUGAAGGUGAUGUUGCGCCACAUAAGCGAAUGGCUUCCCGUGCCAAGAUUUGAAUACUCGGGUGCCAAGCCCCAGGGAUUGCAUGCCGAUCAUUAUCCUCUCGAGAGUUCCAGUUCUAGCCGCUCAGAUUUUUUUAUAUGCGUGCCGCAAGUUACAGAAAAUGACAAUAAUUUUGCUAAUUAUGACAAUUACUAUAAUUAUUAUUAUUAUUAUCCUCGCAAGGGAAGUACUGCUACUACCCCACCGGCCUCAGUUACUCCCAGCACAGGCAGAAGUAGUGACUUGGAGCUAGAGGAUUCAGCGUUCGAGGAGGACUCACCCGCAACUGAGUUUGAGGAUCUCAACAAAGAGCUCUUGAAUGGAGCCACAGCUAAUAUUUGCAUCAGCUGGCAACAAAAACAUUUCAGUCGCGCCGAGCUGGAACGUUAUAGCGAUCCACAAUAUUGUGCAACGCCACUGCAACGACGCUAUCAACGCUGGACACAACAUCAGCAGGAACAGCAGCAACAGCAAAAGCGUCAGCAGCAGCAGUCUGAUCAGCACGUACGACGACGCCACAAAGCCCAGAAAACGAAAAAGCCCAUGCUCAUGGCUCCCACACCUCUGUCCAGCUUGGGCUUGUCCGAGUAUAGUUUGGAGGAUGCCGACUUUGCUGCACGCACCUGCUUGAUACAUACGGUCGUGCAUGCCGAUCUGGUGGAAACCCAGACUGCAGUCGAGCUGCAGCUGGAGGAAGUGCCAGAUCUAAUGCAGGCGGGACAACAUCUGAUGUAUGUUUAUGCACAGCUACAGCAAGAUACGUUACUCAUCAGUCUGCGCUAUUGUCCCAAAGAGCGUUUGCUUUACGUCUAUCCCGACUUUACCUAUAGCCCGAAUGACUUGGAUUAUGUGCUGGAGCUCAACAAUGAUUGUCGACAGCUCUAUGCAUAUGGCUUCCAGGCUGUAAGCGGCUUGCAGCCAGUAGAGCAAUUGCAAUUGCCAUCGCUAAUACUGGAAUUGCCUGCACCACUGCAACAACGUCAGCUUGCAUUCCAGCCGCCUCCAAAGCGCAUGAGUCGUGUCUGCCUGUUGCUCCAGCUGCAUGAAGGCCAAAACUUUGAGCACGCGAACAUACAUGUGCGCUACUAUAUACACCCCCCAGAGCUGACGCUGUUCGAGCCCACGAAUACGUCAGAUACCUUUCCAUUGCGUGGCGCCACAGCCACCUGCCAAAAGGGGGGUGCUGAGCAUCCUGCACGUUUCGGCCACUGCUGGCAGCUCAAUUUUCUCUGCGAGGAGCCGCGCAGCUUUCACCAUCCGCUGCACAUUUACUUUGAGGUCAUCAGCAUAGACAGCUGGCAGCGUGAGCGUUGCGAGGGCUACGCACACUUUACCUGCCCACUGCUGGCGCCAUUGCCCCAGGCGGUUACCAAGGGAAUCCAACUGCAAUGCUCCCGUCCUGUCGGCACUUGGCUGGAUGCACUCAAUCGGCGCUUCAUUGGCGGACGCUCUAUGUUUGAUUUCGUUGGCUACUUCAACAGCAGCAUGCGCAACACUACGCUGCAUAAUCGUCUCGAGCCUGAAGCGACACAGGCAAUGCGUAAUACGGGCACGUUGCUCUUCAGCGUCCAGAAGCUGCAGCAACGUCAACAGCAGCAAUUGCUUUAUCAUGUGCCCUCUGCUGAGGACAUAGAUGAUUACUAUGAUGAUGAUGAUGAUGAUGACGACCAGAAGCAGCGGCAUAUGAAGGCGGGUUCACAGACGUUGGAUGAAGUGCUAGCUGCUUAUGUGGAGGCUAGAGAACGCAUUGAGGUGCUGCUGCAAAAAAUUGAGCUUUAGGAGAGCCUAUUUUCUAUAGCAUACUUUUAGUGUCUUAAGCUAGAGUAAUUA
Messenger RNA from Drosophila busckii, 1938 nucleotides. RefSeq names its product Meckel syndrome type 1 protein homolog (gene Mks1). The coding region runs from base 1 to 1887 and encodes 628 amino acids. The record is from RefSeq and is a predicted model, not a curated record. The transcript has a single exon. NCBI's taxonomy places the organism in Eukaryota, Metazoa, Arthropoda, Insecta, Diptera, Drosophilidae. Gene Ontology annotation, cellular component: MKS complex. Gene Ontology annotation, biological process: cilium assembly.